This is a messenger RNA of Suncus etruscus (white-toothed pygmy shrew), 2016 nucleotides long. RefSeq names its product NPR3 like, GATOR1 complex subunit (gene NPRL3). The record is from RefSeq and is a predicted model, not a curated record. NCBI's taxonomy places the organism in Eukaryota, Metazoa, Chordata, Mammalia, Eulipotyphla, Soricidae. Gene Ontology annotation, cellular component: GATOR1 complex. The coding region runs from base 114 to 1862 and encodes 582 amino acids. The transcript is spliced from 14 exons. Gene Ontology annotation, biological process: TORC1 signaling; cellular response to amino acid starvation; positive regulation of autophagy.
GACCGCGCGCGCAGGUCCGCUCGGCGCUUCCGGUCGCGCGCGAAGUCUCGCGAGACUUCGAUUUUUCUCCUCAGGCGCUGCUGGCGCUGCAGACCCUCCCUCCCGGCCCCAGCAUGGGCGACGACACCAGCCCCCUGAGCGUGAUUCUGGUGAGCUCGGGCAGCAGGGGCAAUAAGCUGCUCUUCAGGUACCCCUUUCAGAGGAGCCGAGAGCACCCCGCGGCCCAGACAAGUAAGCCUCGCAGCAGAUAUGCUGUGAACAGUACUGGCGACCAUGCUGAUGACCAGGAUGGAGACUCCAGCGAGCCAUGUCCUCCAACCGAUGAGCAAUUGGUUGCAGGGUUUUCUGAUGUCAUUCUGGCAACAAUUUUGGCAACCAAAUCUGAAAUGUGUGGCCAAAAAUUUGAAUUGAAGAUUGAUAACGUGCGGUUUGUUGGGCAUCCGACAUUACUGCAGCAUGCUUUGGGGCAGGUCUCCAAAACAGACCCAUCUCCCAAAAGAGAAGCUCCCACCAUGAUCCUUUUCAACGUUGUAUUUGCACUGAGGGCUAAUGCGGACCCAUCGGUGAUAAACUGUUUGCACAACCUUUCCCGGCGUAUCGCCACCGUGCUACAGCAUGAGGAACGCCGCUGCCAGUACCUCACACGGGAGGCCAAGCUCAUCCUAGCACUACAGGAUGAGGUGUCUGCCGUGGCUGAUGCAAAUGAUGGUCCUCAGUCCCCAUUCCAUCACAUUCUGCCCAAAUGCAAGCUGGCCAGGGACCUUAAGGAAGCUUAUGACAGCCUCUGUACUUCUGGCGUGGUCCAGCUUCACAUCAACAGCUGGCUGGAGGUGAGCUUCUGCCUGCCCCACAAGAUCCACUAUGCUGCUGCCAGCCUUAUUCCCCCCGAGGCCAUUGAGCGGAGCUUGAAGGCUAUUCGCCCAUACCAUGCCUUGUUGCUGCUCAGUGAUGAGAAGUCACUGCUGAGUGAGCUUCCACUUGACUGCUCCCCAGCCCUGGUGCGUGUAAUCAAGACGACAUCUGCUGUGAAGAACUUGCAGCAACUGGCCCAGGAUGCAGACCUGGCCUUGCUGCAGGUUUUCCAGCUUGCAGCUCACCUGGUAUACUGGGGCAAAGCCAUCAUCAUCUACCCCCUGUGUGAGAACAAUGUCUACAUGCUUUCUCCCAAUGCUAGCGUGUGUCUGUACUCCCCACUGGCUGAGCAGUUCUCCCGUCAGUUUCCAUCGCAUGACCUGCCAUCUGUCCUUGCCAAGUUCUCUCUGCCUGUGUCCUUGUCAGAAUUUAGGAACCCCUUGGCACCCCCUGUGCAGGAGACUCAGCUCAUCCAGAUGGUGGUGUGGAUGCUACAGCACAGGCUCCUGGUCCAACUGCACACCUACGUGUGCCUCAUGGCUUCACCCAGUGAGGAUGAGCCACACCCUCGAGAAGAUGACGUCCCGUUCACUGCCAGAGUCGGCGGCCGCAGCCUCAGUACCCCCAAUGCCCUCAGCUUUGGCUCCCCAACCAGCAGUGAUGAUAUGACACUCACCAGCCCCAGCAUGGACAACUCCAGUGCAGAGCUACUCCCCAGCGGGGACUCACCACUCAACAAGAGGAUGACAGAGACCCUGCUGGCCAGUCUUUCGGAACAUGAACGGGCAGCCAUCCUCAGUGUGCCUGCAGCUCAGAACCCAGAGGACCUCCGUAUGUUUGCCAGGCUCCUGCACUACUUCCGGGGCCGCCACCACCUGGAGGAGAUCAUGUACAACGAGAACACACGGCGCUCUCAGUUGCUUAUGCUCUUUGACAAGUUCCGAAGCGUGUUGGUGGUGACCACCCAUGAGGACCCUGUUAUUGCCGUCUUCCAAGCUCUGCUGACUUGAGCUGGGCACUAGAGCCUGGAGGCUCCUGCAGCGAGUGGGAGCUCGGGCUUCAGUCCCUUCUCCCUACAGCGUUCCGCCAGUCUGAGGCCUGAUCAAGGGGGCAGCACUAGCUGUGGGGCUGUGUUCUCACUCAGUCUUCAAAGCAGACUUGGUG